Macrosiphum euphorbiae (potato aphid) is the source of this 870-nucleotide messenger RNA. NCBI's taxonomy places the organism in Eukaryota, Metazoa, Arthropoda, Insecta, Hemiptera, Aphididae. The record is from the annotation of a GenBank genome assembly.
AUGGAUGCUGGUGAUGCUAUUCUCAUUGAUCACUUUAAAACAUGCACUUCAAAAACUAAAUACACAUCAUUUGAAAGUAUCAAUAAUUCUAUGGCAUUUUCUAUAAUGGCGGAUGAAACAGCUGACAUUUCUGGGAAGGAACAAAUGUCGUUAGGUGUGCAUUAUUUUGGCACGUCAACUAUGAGCAUAAAGGACGAAUUUUUAGGGUUUACAGAGUUAAAAAAACUCAAUGCUGAAGCCAUAGCAUCAAGUAUAUUAGAAUUUUCAAAUAAUGUUGGACUGAACAUGAUUAAACUUGUGGGUUUAGGAUUUGAUAGAUGCUCUAUAUGGCAGGGAAAGAAAAUGGAGUCCAACAUCCUUCGGCGUAGACUUGUUCCAAAAAUUGCUCUGUUAUGCGAAACACGAUGGUCAGAAAAAUAUAAAUCAAUACGCUUAUUUUAUGAAAAUUUCAUAGCAAUAAAAACAGCUCUUGAUGAAUUAGCAGUAAAUAAGGAUAUUAAUUCAUCUACUCGAUCACGAGCAUUUCAGCUAUCAUGUGCUUCAUCAAAAGACACAUUUGUUGUAUGUUUGAUUAUAAUUUCAACAUAUUCAUCGAUUUUAGAGCCAGUUUUCAAUAAAUUGCAGUCUGUUAAAACUAAUUUGUAUACUGUGCAUCAAUACAUCAAGACUAGUUUACUGUCAAUUCUUAGGAUGCAUAGAACUCAAUGUGAUAGACAUUUCAAUAAUAUUUUUGAAACUAUUAAAAAGACUACCAAUAAUCUUGACAUUGAAAUUAAAAUUCCAAGACCAUCAAACAAACAAAUCGCUCAAAUCAUAACGUUACCACACUUGAACAAUACUAUAGAGUUUCAUUAUUUUUACCAUAUUUAG